Pistacia vera is the source of this 432-nucleotide messenger RNA. Its product is annotated as polygalacturonase-like. Bases 1 to 432 code for a protein of 143 amino acids. The record is from RefSeq and is a predicted model, not a curated record. Gene Ontology annotation, molecular function: polygalacturonase activity. Lineage: Eukaryota; Viridiplantae; Streptophyta; Magnoliopsida; Sapindales; Anacardiaceae. The transcript is spliced from 2 exons. Gene Ontology annotation, biological process: carbohydrate metabolic process.
AUGGCGAAAUUGAUAAAUAUAGCCAUUUUAUCAUUAUUACUUUUGUUAUCGUUGGUAUCAACAGCUAAAGCUCAUGAGGGUGCAAUUGUUGAUAUAAGUAAAUUUGGUGGAAAGAACGGUGGCUGUAUCACUGAGGCUCUGACUAAGGCAUGGAACGAAGCGUGUCAAUCACCUACUCCAAGCAGAGUAUUGAUUCCACGAGGAUCAUACAGAGCAGGAAAAGUGCUUCUCGAAGGUCCGUGCAAAGCUUCUAUUGAGGUUGAAUUUAAAGGCACCUUAAAGCCCACAGAAGAUCAAAUCAAAGAUGAUUCUUGGAUUCAGUUUAAUAAAAUCACAGGGUUUAAACUAUUUGGUGGUGGAACUUUUGAUGGCGAAGGAGCCAAAGUUUGGGAAAAAUGUAAAGGUGGUGGCUUGGAAAGCUUCCCAUGGUAA